This is a messenger RNA of Talaromyces rugulosus, 312 nucleotides long. RefSeq lists its product as uncharacterized. The transcript has a single exon. The coding region runs from base 1 to 312 and encodes 103 amino acids. NCBI's taxonomy places the organism in Eukaryota, Fungi, Ascomycota, Eurotiomycetes, Eurotiales, Trichocomaceae. The record is from RefSeq and is a predicted model, not a curated record.
AUGUUUUACAACAGUGACUCUCGAAAGUCCCUAGAGGACCUCAAAAAGGCAUUUGAUACAUCCUUGGAGGAUGAGACUUGGCCUGGUAUGGUGACUACAACAACAAACAAAAUUAGGAGUUUCCACUAUGCUAAAGCUUUCGGAAACGACGAUUGUACAUCUGAUAGGAGGCCACUCGCCAUAAGCUCUAUCAUAGUGCUUACAUCCAUAAGCAAGCUCUUGACCUCUAUUGCUGCUCUUCAGCUAGUUGAGAAACGAUUUGUAGAUCUCAAGACGGAUUUGUCAUCCUUGAUACCAACAUUAGCCUCCUAA